Zasmidium cellare ATCC 36951 is the source of this 2163-nucleotide messenger RNA. RefSeq lists its product as uncharacterized. The transcript has a single exon. Lineage: Eukaryota; Fungi; Ascomycota; Dothideomycetes; Mycosphaerellales; Mycosphaerellaceae. Gene Ontology annotation, cellular component: site of double-strand break; replication fork; nucleus. Gene Ontology annotation, biological process: error-prone translesion synthesis; response to radiation. Gene Ontology annotation, molecular function: DNA-directed DNA polymerase activity; damaged DNA binding. The record is from RefSeq and is a predicted model, not a curated record. The coding region runs from base 1 to 2163 and encodes 720 amino acids.
AUGUCCUCCUCCCAACCCUUUGCCUCCUCCCCCAUCUCGCCCUCCCACCGCCGCCCCCGCCGCAGCAAAUUCACCUACAAGAACCUCUCCACCCUCGCUCACUAUGCGACCAACUCCCCCCUGCGCGUCAUCGCACACAUCGACCUCGACGCCUUCUAUGCACAAUGCGAAAUGGUCCGUCUCGACGUUCCCGCGGACCAACCCCUCGCGGUGCAGCAAUGGCAGGGCCUGAUAGCGAUCAACUACCCCGCGCGAGCGUAUGGAUUGAGUCGGCAUGUGACGAUCACGGAGGCGAAGGAGAAGUGUCCGGAUAUCAUCUGUCAGCACGUCGCGACGUGGAAAGAGGGGGAUGUCUCAUGGGGGUAUUCGGAGGAUGCGUGGAAGGAGAUUGCGAGUCGGAAGGUGAGUCUCGAUCCGUAUCGGAUUGAGUCGAGGAAGAUUUUGGCCGUGAUCAAGGAGGCUUUGCCGGAGGAGAAGCAGAGGGUGGAGAAGGCGAGUAUCGAUGAGGUGUUUCUGGAUUUGUCGGCGCAGGUGCAUGCCGUUAUGUUGGAGAGGUUUCCCGAGUUGGGGGGCCCGCCGCCGUAUGAUGAUCCUACGGAGUGUUUGCCGCGACCGCCGACGACGGUGCUGGAUUGGAAGGCGGAUGCGUUGGUGGAUUUGGAUGCUAGCCAGAGUGAAGAGGAUGAUCCGGAUUGGGACGAUAUCGCCAUGUUGAUUGGGUCGGAGAUCGUGCGGGAUGUUAGGAAGAAGGUCUAUGAGAAGUCGAGGUAUACGUGCUCGGCGGGGCUCAGCAAGAACAAGAUGUUGGCGAAGCUGGGCAGUGGGUAUCAGAAACCGAAUCGACAGACUGUGAUUCGGAAUCGCGCCGUGGGGCAUUUUCUGAGCGGGUUCAAGUUUACGAAGAUCAGGAACUUGGGCGGAAAGUUGGGGGAUGAAGUCGUGGCGGCGUUUAAUACGGAUUCUGUCAAGGACCUCCUCCCCGUCCCCAUCGAGCAACUCAAGAAACAGCUGGGCGACGACACAGGCUCCUGGCUCUACUCCGUCCUCCGAGGCGAAGACCACAGCGAAAUCAACCCGCGCACCCAAAUCAAAUCUAUGCUCUCCGCCAAAUCCUUCCGGCCCUCCAUCAAUACUAUGGAAGUCGCCUGCAAAUGGCUGCGGAUCUUCGUCGCGGACAUCUUCGGGCGGCUCGUGGAAGAAGGCGUCCUCGAACACAAACGCCGUCCGAAGACCAUCAACCUCCACCAUCGCCAGGGCCAGCAGAGUCGGAGUAAACAGAUUCCUAUACCCAUGGGGAAGGGCAUCACGGAGGAGGUGCUGUUCGAUCUGGCCAAGCGGUUGUUGGCGAUGUUUAUUGUUGAUGGACGGGCGUGGCCUUGUUCGAAUUUGAGUUUGAGUGUUGGGGGGUUUGAGGAUGGGGUGGUGGGGAAUAAGGGGAUUGGAGGGUUUUUGGUUAGGGGGGAUGAGGCGAGGCAGUUGCAGCAGGGAGGGGGUGGUGGGAUGUUUGGCGGCGGUGGUGGUGGUGGUGGUGGAGGCUCGAGGGGUGAGCCCAAGAAGAAGAGGAGGAGGAUUAAGGCUGGAGGGAUUCCGACGUUUUUUGCGCAUCGGUGGGAUGGGACCGGGGAGGAUGAUGGCGAAUCGCAGAGGGAAGACAGUAUGGAGACUCCGCCUCUUGAUGAAGACAACAAUGGUGAAGGAAGUGGCAUGGAGGCGCGGAAUGUGGAUCCGAUUGAUGAGCUUUAUGAGCACCACGAGGACGAAGACAAGGAGUUUCCACAUGGACCAGACCGGGACACGGCAGAACAGUCUACGCUCCCACCCUCCUUCCAACCACAAACAGAUGACACCCCAUCAACACCCUCAGUUCACGAGGCAAACGAUCUCCCCGACAACAAUACCACGACAUCAGACGACACCUACCAAUGCUCCCGCUGCAGACAACGGGUCCCAGAGACCGAGAAGACAGAGCACGAUGACUUCCAUUUCGCGCAGGACUUGCAGAAUGAGCGUGAGAGUCCGCCGCCAAGGCCACCGCCACCCAAAGCUGUGCCGCCGACGUUAUCGAAAAAUAAUAAGUCGAAGGGGAGGGGUCGACCGCCUGGUGGAGGUGCUGGUGGCGGAGGGGGUGUGGAGAAGGGGCAGAGGAGGUUGGCCUUUGGGUAG